Messenger RNA from Culicoides brevitarsis, 1917 nucleotides. RefSeq lists its product as uncharacterized. Gene Ontology annotation, cellular component: chitin-based extracellular matrix. Gene Ontology annotation, molecular function: structural constituent of chitin-based larval cuticle. Lineage: Eukaryota; Metazoa; Arthropoda; Insecta; Diptera; Ceratopogonidae. The transcript has 4 exons. The record is from RefSeq and is a predicted model, not a curated record. Bases 93 to 1334 code for a protein of 413 amino acids.
UUUUACACAUAUGAUCAAGUUACCUGCACAUGCGCAACAUUAGACAAAAAUAAAUAAAAAAAUUGUAACAAAGUGAUAAAAUUUUGAAAAAAAUGUAUCAAAUGACGAAAUUACCCUUUUUGUUAGUUAUAAUUUUAUCGACAUUGGUGACACUGAACGAGGGAUCUUGGUCCGAUCCGGUAUCGAAGCAGUAUCACAUCCAAACAGACGAAGGACCCGAACGCUAUUUCAAGUAUCAGACGGAUAAUGGGCAGUACAGAAAGGAGAAACGAUUGCAGGAUGGCACCGUUAUCGGAGUCGACGCCUGGAUCGAUGCUGCUGGAUACUUGCGACAAAAGGAUUACAUCGCAGACAAUCAAGGAUAUCGGAUUCUGAAGUCAAAGACCGUUUUUGUUGGAAAAGGAAUGCCCAUUGAUGAGGCAAUGAAAUCCACAAAACAUUCGCCAUCAUCAUCCCCGAACGCCAUUCCUCAUGCCAUCAAAUCCGUGACACCGCAACCGAUUGCCAUUGUCUCAUCCACGCCGUCUCCCAUCGCUGUAACUGCUUCUCCUGCCCCAUCGCCUGUCGCCAUCACAACUUACCGUCCUGCUUUUUACUCCACAACAUCAACUUCUUCCCCUGUGACAUGCGCCCAUUGCCGUUAUCCUUCCGCGCCUCAUCCAAUUGUCAAAAAUGUCUUCAUUCGCCCGCAUUCCGAGCCCUUGUACGAUCACUAUAUCGCUCCGUACGACUUGAACAACGAUCUUUUGGAGGCUUCUCGUUCGGAUUUCUCAACUUCGAAGCCUUCUUUGGUGUUCGAAUUGCCUCUUGGGGACUCGCCGACGUCAUCGACGCCUCAUACGCCCAUCGCCAAAUACACCGACAAGCAAUUUGCGACAACAAUUAAGCCUGUGGGACACAUUGAGAGUACCACGUAUCGCCCAACUUACGUUUCCUCGAUCGCCGAUAGUUACAGACCCAUUUCCGCGUCGACAGCUCGUCCUUUGGUAGGCAGUGAAAGUGUCUCCCGGCCUUUUUAUAGCAACGAUUAUAAAUAUUACGCGGCGAAUUACGACAAAAACGGGCUUGGAAGCGGUUAUAAGCCUUACGAUGGAGUCAGUUUGACGAAAGAUGACGGUUUCAAGUAUUACCUGCCGCGUCAUUAUCACGAAGAGGAAGGCUCGGAUGGCGUGCGUGACGGAAGUUUUGGUUAUAUUGACCCCUUUGGCAUCCGCCGCGUCGUUUAUUACAACGUACGACCCGGAACUGGAUUUGUUCAUCGCAAAAAUAACAGAUUUGUUGGCUUCAAUGCGACGCCAUACGAUCCAAGGCCAUCGAUUCACAAGAAAAAAUGAAACUUUUGUCUUUAAUUCCUACAAUUUUUCUCACAUACAAAUAAUUCCGCAUUAAUUUUCGAUGUAAAUAUGCAAAAAAGCAACGAACCCACGUUUUCUCAGAUUAAAUCUUGGCGGCACAUGAACUUUUUUUUUAUUAGAAUUAGUCAUGCCACGAAAAAAAUUUAAAAAAAUUUGUUUUUUUGGUCAUUCAAAAAAUAAAUAAUUAUGAGUUAAGCCCAGAAAAUGACAAAAAUUUGCAAAUAAUCAUAGGAAUUAUCUAAUAAGAAUGCAACCUUGCUCUCCUACACUCGACAUUGUUGUCCGGAACUUAAAAAAAUAUAAAUUGUUGUUGUUCACAAUUAGCUCCAUUCAAACAACAAGACACUCGAUCGGAGUUGAAGACGAUAAUUAAAGGCAUUUAAAGGUGUCUCGAUGAUUUUUUUUUAUUGAGACAAGAUUUUUUUUUUAUUAAGAAGAACAAUUGCAGGGUUAAUUGUCCGUGUCAUUUGAACACUUUGCGGCGAUUAUUUGUCUGCAGUUAAAAAAUCGAUUUGUGCAGAAACGACCUUGAUCGUGAACUUUAAUGACGUGAGAGGAGUGA